This is a messenger RNA of Castor canadensis (American beaver), 1836 nucleotides long. RefSeq names its product shisa family member 8 (gene Shisa8). NCBI's taxonomy places the organism in Eukaryota, Metazoa, Chordata, Mammalia, Rodentia, Castoridae. Gene Ontology annotation, biological process: regulation of short-term neuronal synaptic plasticity; regulation of AMPA receptor activity. The record is from RefSeq and is a predicted model, not a curated record. Gene Ontology annotation, cellular component: postsynaptic membrane; AMPA glutamate receptor complex; postsynaptic density.
GGAGGGGGCAGCGCGAUCCCUGAGAGUGCGGAGGAGCCGGGCCCGGGGGAGCCGCAGCGCCCGGCCAUGCGCCGGGCGCAGUAACAAGAGGCGCGGGGCCCAUGGAGCGAGCUGGGGCGCGGGGACUGUGCGGCGGCCGCCGCCUGCCGAGGCUCCAGCUCACGAUCGCGCUGCGGCUGGCGCUGCUGCUGGCCGGGCCGCCGUCGGGCCGUGCGGGGGCCCCCGAGGCCCAGGAGCCCGCGGCGCCCGGCACGGCAGCCCCGGCUGGGGGCGACCGCUGCCGCGGCUACUACGACGUGAUGGGCCAGUGGGACCCGCCCUUCAACUGCAGCUCGGGCGCCUACAGCUUCUGCUGCGGCACGUGCGGCUACCGCUUCUGCUGCCACGACGGGCCGCGGCGCCUCGACCAGAGCCGCUGCUCCAACUACGACACGCCCGCCUGGGUGCAAACCGGCAGGCCGCCCGCCCGCGCCCGCGACACCGCGGCGCCCCGGGACCCGGCCCGCGAGCGCAGCCACACGGCCGUCUACGCGGUGUGCGGCGUCGCCGCGCUGCUGGUGUUGGCAGGCAUCGGGGCGCGCCUGGGCCUGGAGAGGGCGCAGCCGCGCGCGCGGCGUACGGUGACCAGGACGCUGACAGAACUGCUGAAGCAGCCAGGCCCCCAGGAGCCACUGCCUCCACCUCUGGGCCCGCCCCUAGGUAGCUGUGUCCAGGUGCAAAUGAGUGAUGGCCUCCCCCGGGGAUCUCCUCACAACAGCACAGACAAGAAACGCCUCAACAACGCGCCCCUGGGGUCCGCUACCCCAGGACCCCCGCGUGGCUCCCGGCUGCAGGGCGGUGGCAGCAUGACCUUGCAGCCCGACUACGCCAAGUUCACCACCCUCAAAGCAGCCACGCUCAAGGCCGCAGAGGCUGCCCCCCAGGACUUCUACCAGCGCUUUCCCGCCACCGAGCCGACCCUGCGGACCCUCCCGGCACGGGCUCCGCGGCCUCCCGAGGACUUGCCUGCGCUGCUCGACGCCUGUCCCUGGGCCCCGCCGAGCUACGCGCCCCCUGCUGGCCCUGCCCUGUCGGGCCCCUACGCUGCCUGGACAGCCGGCGGUCCAGCCCGACCUGUCCCCCGCGGCCACUUGGCGGCUCCGGUCUCCCCGGCGCCCCGGCGGCCUGGCCACGCGCCCAGGCGCCAGUUCAGUGUGGAGAAGCUCCCUGAGGUGUUCAGCGCGCAGCCCCCCAGUCUUUAUGGCAGCGCGGGUCGCGGACCCCGGCACCUGAGCACCAAUAGCAAAGCCGAGGUCACCGUUUGAAACAGGUCCGCAUUCCUCACCCGGAGGACUCUCGGUCUCGAGCCCCAGACCCAAAGAGCAGAAGUCCCGCGCAGACUGGACUGGGGGCCAUGGAGCCCGCAGGGUUAAAGGGCCCGCGUAGUAGCCAGUGGGGUGGCAGGGCUAGGGUACUGUGCGUAAAUAAACCCUGUAAUGUGGUUCCUGCCCGGAGAGGUACUGAUGGUUGCAUCAGUCACUGACUGGACAGACGCUAGUGCGGGCAGAGGACACAGUAUGGGUAAGAGCUGAGGAUCGCGGCCGGCUGGGGACCAGGGAGAAGUGGCUGGAGAGGGCGGCCAGGGUUGAAUAUCAGGCUUAAUGCUCUCACCAGUAGGAGCCAUGGGAAGGAUGCAACUAGACCUCAGCCAUUUGGAGGUAUGGGCACAGGAGAGAGGGCCUCUCUCCCAAGGGGAGGGGUGCAUGCCCUCUUGGAAGUGAGCCCCUUGACUAGACACCCACUGUACAGCUUGAGCUGGCAGAUCCUUACUGACAGUCUGGCCCUGGGCCAGCCACC